Molecule: messenger RNA, 1523 nt
Organism: Notechis scutatus (mainland tiger snake)
Lineage: Eukaryota; Metazoa; Chordata; Lepidosauria; Squamata; Elapidae
Gene: CDK10
Product: cyclin dependent kinase 10
Biological process (GO): protein phosphorylation; regulation of mitotic cell cycle
Cellular component (GO): nucleus
Molecular function (GO): ATP binding; cyclin-dependent protein serine/threonine kinase activity
Source: RefSeq, a predicted model, not a curated record
GCGGGGGGGAGGCGGCAGAGAGAAGAGCAUGGCGGAGCAAGAGCCCGAGCCUCUGCGCCUGAAGCGGCUGCACGGCGGCUUCUUCGCGGUGCCGGCUGCACACCGGCUGGGAAGAUGCCGGAGCGUCAAGGAGUUUGAGAAGCUCAACCGGAUCGGAGAAGGCACCUAUGGCAUCGUGUAUCGUGCCCGAGAUACGCAGACAGGUGAGAUUGUGGCUCUGAAGAAAGUACGGAUGGACAAAGAAAAAGACGGAAUCCCCAUCAGCAGCCUGCGAGAAAUCACCCUGCUGCUGAAGCUCCAGCACCCUAACAUCGUGGAGCUGAAGGAGGUGGUGGUGGGCAACCACCUGGAGAGCAUUUUCCUGGUGAUGGGCUACUGCGAGCAGGACCUGGCCAGCCUCCUGGAGAACAUGCAGGCUCCCUUCUCCGAAGCCCAGGUGAAGUGCAUCGUUCUCCAGGUUCUCCAUGGUCUUCAAUACCUGCACAACAACUUCAUCAUCCAUAGGGACCUCAAGGUGUCCAACUUGCUCAUGACUGACAAAGGUUGCGUGAAGACAGCGGACUUUGGGCUGGCUCGUGCCUACAGGGUCCCCCUGAAUCCCAUGACUCCAAAAGUGGUGACGCUGUGGUACCGGGCCCCCGAGCUCCUCCUAGGCACAACCACGCAGACCACGGCCAUCGACAUGUGGGCGGUGGGCUGCAUCUUGGCGGAAUUGCUGGCCCAUAAGCCUCUGCUGCCUGGGAGCUCUGAGAUACAACAGGUUGACCUGAUUGUGCAGCUGCUGGGCACUCCAAACGAGACCAUCUGGCCCGGUUUCUCCAAGCUGCCCCUGGUGAGCCAAUACACCCUCCGCAAGCAGCCCUACAACAACCUGAAGCACAAGUUCGCCUGGCUGUCCGAGGCCGGCCUUCGCCUCCUGAACUUGCUCUUCAUGUACGAUCCGAAUAAAAGAGCAACGGCCGGAGACUGCUUGGAGAGCUCUUACUUCAAGGAAAAGCCAUGGCCCUGCGAACCGGAGCUGAUGCCAACUUUCCCCCAUCAUCGCAACAAGAGGGCCGCCCCGAGCACGGGAGGAGAGUGCCUGGGCAAACGUAGCCGGCCCUGAGGUGGCAGCUUCUCAGGGCACCCCAAAGCUUUCUGCCAAGUGCUUCUCCUGAGGCGGCGCAGGGGCUGGGGGGAAACGGCUGCAUGUCCAGGACCCUCUUGCUCCCCAGGGAGACUCACGUGGGGAGCAAAGCACCACCCGCCUCCGCCUCCUCUCUGCACUGGAGAGGAUCCUCGGUCCUUGCCUGGACCUCCCAGAACCAGCCCGCCCGGAUUCUGCUGCCAGCCUGGGCUUUUCCGCUCUCCUCAGCUCUGUCCAAAGCAAGCAGGUGCUCCGGAUGCUGGAAGAACAAGCAGAGCUUUCCUGCUGGAGCAGCCAAGAAAGGAGCAAACUUCAGGGCCUGCAACACUUUCAAAACAGCCGCAACUUAAAGGCAGGUGGGAAGCACCCGCCGCCCCCCCCCCCCCCCCCCCCGCCC